Molecule: messenger RNA, 759 nt
Organism: Telopea speciosissima
Lineage: Eukaryota; Viridiplantae; Streptophyta; Magnoliopsida; Proteales; Proteaceae
Product: protein NOI4-like
Exons: 3
Coding region: 90-326 (78 amino acids)
Source: RefSeq, a predicted model, not a curated record
CUUCUCUCACUGUCUCUCGCUCAUUUCUUUCUCUUUUUAUUUGCAGGCGACGCUGGUUUUAUUUUUUGAGAAUCUCUCUCUCGGAAUUCAUGUCGGACAAGGGUCGGCCUUUGCCAAAGUUUGGUGAAUGGGACGUCAAUGACCCUGCUUCAGCAGAGGGAUUCACUGUAAUAUUCAAUAAGGCUAGGGAUGAGAAGAAGACUGGUGCCAAGCCUGAUUCACCUGGGAAGGAAGAGACAGCAUUCAGGCAUCAUGCUGCAGAUCCUGGCAAGCCACAGGGUAAAAAAUGGUUUUGCUGCGUCCAACCUGCUUAUGCAGAGUCCUGAUAGCAGGGGCUCUCGCUUAGUUAGAGCCAUGGUAGAAUGUGAUUUCCAUCGGGCUCCACCAUAUUUUCCGAGAAGACUGGAGCUGUAGUUACACAAAGGCUGUGAUGAGUCCUGCCGGAAUUGGUUUGCUGUGCUGUAAAACUGGGGCUGAUUGGAAAGGUGGGUUUGAGAAGAUAAUGAAAGAAGACAAAAGCUGUAUUGUAUUUAUAAUCUUGCGUACUACACUUACUGGUUGGGCACUAUUGAAGCUGAGCUCUGCUUCCCUUUCCUUUCCUUCUCAUAUUUGCUGUUGGGGCUGCCACUUGUUUGUGACUGUUUUUCAUUUGCUGUUCUACAAGAGUUGAGUGGAUUUGGUUUUUGUGUAUAGUUAGUACAGAUUCAUGGCUUUUUCAUUGUCUUCUUCACAACUAUAUUUUGGGUAUAUGCAAUAGUC